Molecule: messenger RNA, 10248 nt
Organism: Schistocerca cancellata (South American locust)
Lineage: Eukaryota; Metazoa; Arthropoda; Insecta; Orthoptera; Acrididae
Gene: chico
Product: insulin receptor substrate 1
Exons: 19
Coding region: 687-5825 (1712 amino acids)
Biological process (GO): insulin receptor signaling pathway
Cellular component (GO): plasma membrane; cytosol
Molecular function (GO): phosphatidylinositol 3-kinase binding; insulin receptor binding
Source: RefSeq, a predicted model, not a curated record
CCCGUACACACACAUGACCUUUUUCAAGAUGGAUGUGAAGGAGUAUUUUGCUGUAGCGUGUGCAAAUGAUAGUAGCAAAAUGCAAGUCAAGUGGUUAUCUUUUUUAGUGGCAGCUAGAUUGUGGACAAUAGCGUUACUUAGUGAAUGUUUUUGAUGAAACUGUAAACCCGUAAGACUUAAUAACUUGUAGUGAAUUAUUGAUUUUUGUGCUAGCACAUUUUUCCCGUCUGUUAAUUCAUAAAAGUUUGUACGUUGAGUGUUACUUGUGCGACUAUAGGACAGACGAAGAUAAUUUAUAAUCUGAAUAGCUGAUUCGUGUGAUUGUUCAUCGGAGAAAGACGAAGUUUGUGAUGAUAUUACGUUUCAUUGACCUCGAAUAAUAAAGUGUUGGGUAUUGCGCAUGAGGAACUGCAUGCCCUUGGCAAAGCCACUCGUAGCCUAUUUUUUUCUCCUGGGUGACGUUUCUGAACAACUUGCCGAAAAUAAGUGUAGUGAAAUGUUGUCAGUGUGACUGUGACAAAUUGUUGUGCAAUUUUCUAGUUGAAACAGCGCGGCAUUUCGGCGUAAACACGAGUUGCGAGCUGUGACGCGAGGAAUGCCAGGGCGCCUGCUGCCCUUAAAUGCGCAGUGCUCUCAAGGAUUCGUCGUAUUUGGUGUCUGGCACCAUGCAUCGACAUUAAAGAGCUAUGUCGUCAGUAAAGAGUUCAUCAUCAGCCGGAGACUCGACCUGGCGGGAUUCGGACCGGCACGAUGGUCGCUCGGGAGAGAUAGUGAAGCGAGGAUACUUAAAGAAGCUUAAGACAAUGCGCAAGAAAUACUUUGUUUUGCGUGGCGAGUCAGUCGAGUCUUCAGCACGUCUGGAGUAUUAUGAUAGUGAAAAAAAAUGGCGGUCGCAUCAUCCUCCCAAAAGGAGCAUUCUGCUGAAAACUUGUUUUAAUAUCAAUCGUCGACAAGACACAAAGCACAAGUAUGUGAUAGCACUGUAUACGAAAGAUGACUGCUUCUGUGUAGUUUUGGAAUCCGAGGAAGAGCUGGAAGAAUGGUUAAAAUCAUUGUUGUCACUUCAGCAGGGUGAAGAUAUUCCUGAAGGAGAACAGCCAAAACCUACUUAUGAGCAUGUAUGGCAAGUGACUGUCAAGGAGAAGGGCCUUGGCAACAGCCGCAACAUACUGGGCCCAUUUUUACUUUGUCUGACAGACAAGACCCUCAGCUUGGUGCAGUGUGGCCCAUCUGAGGAUCCUCAAACAUAUGAAUUUCCAUUGAAUGGUAUUCGGCGAUGCGGAUACUCGGACUGCUUUUUCUAUAUGGAAGUUGGCCGUUCUUCAUGCACAGGAGCUGGUGACCUGUGGAUGCAGACUGAAGAUACCAACAUUGCCCAGAAUAUGCAUGAUGCAAUUCUCCAUGCGAUGAGUAGCAGUCGUGAGGACUCAGGCAGUAUAAGUGUCAGUGGUAAUUCACGUCCUCGCACACGCUCGUCACCAGGGAGUGACGCCGCACGGCCUUGCCGCAGGCAGGGUCACACUGUGUCAGGAAAGCCACCACACUACUCUGCAGGAUCAUCCAUUUACAAUGAGCACCAUCCACCUAGUGGCAGUACAGAAGCUGUGCACAAUCAAGGUUCAACUGGUCAGGGACGUGAAAGGUGUGACAGCUUGCCUUCGAGGGCCCGUACAACGAGUGAAGGUCACCCUCAACCACUGCCUGGAAUUCUGGGAGCCUCCCGAGGUGGUCAUCUGGUGCCUGGCCAUGGUCACCGUCCCACUUCUGUAUAUGGCCGUGGUAUAUCCCAUUCUCCUCCUGUUGGAUCUAGUCCUGUGAGUCCAAAUUCUGGUGCUUGUUCAACUGAUUCUGCUGGAUCAUCGCUGUCCAUUGAUGAGGGCGAUGGAUGGGGUGGAGAUGGAGAUCAGGGCUGUCCCACUGGUGCACGCUAUGGGACUGGCCACUCUCUCACACCAGAUGAGCCGGCAAUCCUUGAAGAGAACUGUGAUGACUACACUUGGACCCAACCUGGAUCAGGCAGCACUGGAUACAGCAGAGCUGUGCCCUCUCUGUCGCUACCCAUUCAAGGAGGGAGCUCCAGCAGUCGCAAGAUAUCACCCAACCUUAGCAGCAGUGGAUUCAAAUCGGGGUCUCCAUCACAGGGUUCAUACAUGGAUGUCUAUAGUCCAUGUAGCUCAUCUCCUCUGGAUAAUCCAGGCUAUAUGACAAUGAGUCCAGGUGGGGGAAAUGAGACAACUCCAAGAGCUGCUAGUGCAGGUACAUACAGCCGCAUGCACAGCCGUGGCAGUAGUGUGGCUGAUGAUCCAUAUGUACCUAUGGGACGCCCUGCCACAGAUGAUGGUUAUGUUGAUAUGGACAGCUCACAUAGUCAUCUUCAUCAUGGUGAAAUGUCUCCAAGCAGCAGCUGCUCAGUUACAUCUGGUACACCAUCAACCGAUCUCCGCUUUUCAGAGUACCACCUAGAGAAAGUCAGCUCAUACUUCACACCCUCAGAAGAUGAUGAUGCAUCGUCUAUUGAUCGACCAAUUCGUGCAUAUUCUGUGGGGUCGCGGGCAGACACUCGAAAGACAAGCAGAUUGGAAGCAAGCCCACUGUUUGAGGAUACUGCACGUGUGCGGGCCUUUUCUGUUGGGAGUCGCCUCGCAGGACGUGUAGGCACUGGACGGCCACGGCACACACCUCCACCGCAUACUGCCACCACAACUACUCCAGGUCCAAAGUCCAGCUCUGCACCUCUGCUAUCCAGUUCCUGGUCUGGCACAGGGGGAAGUGGCAAUAACAGCAGUAUUGGAGGAGAUAAAAGCCAAAUGUCUGAUCUGAUGGAACUAGACUUCACCAGCGGCCGUGCACGUCCCGCUGGAAGUCGACGUACACUCCCUCCCCAUCGUGAGGGAAUGGGAUCUGGAGUUAUUUCCAGUUCACCACCUCGACGAUCGGCUGUACAUACUGCAGGUCGUACACCUCCACCAUCUGGAAGCCCCGAUAGACGGCCCAGAUCUCCUCGUGCUGAAUCAGGUCAUCCUCCAACUGGUACUUCACCACCUUAUGUGCCUAUGAAACCUGUCCCAGGCACAUCACCAAAAAAUAAUGAUCACUUUCUUUCUGUACGUCCUGGUUCACCGCGUAGAACCAUGCCUGAUGCCUCUGCCAGCAGCAGACAGAAUUUACUGUCAAGGGAUCCAGAAUCAAAUGAAAGUGUGAGGCUGCUACAGUCAUCAUCUGCCCUGACAGCUUCAGAGAGUGGAAUAUCAACUACCACCUCUACAGUGACUGAUCCUUAUGUUCCAAUGCAACCUGUUGUAGUAUCUAGUUCAAUGGACCCUUAUGUACCACUGCAGCCAGGGUCUUCAUUUUCCCCUCCUGUAGAUGCAGGACCCUAUCUGGACAUGAGGCCAAGCCAUGUUAAUGCAUCUUCAGUGGCAUCAGGACAGAUUUCUUCAGCAAAUGAAAGUGGUUCAGUGGAAAGUGAUCCGUACUUGGAAAUGAAGCCUUCCCUGUCGAGGGUUCCUAGUGUAGUGCGACCUACAGAGACACCAACAGUCCCACGUACUCGAGUACAGUCAUUUCCUACCACUAUUUGCCCAGGAACUAUGCCAGCAAAGCCAAAUGAAGUACCUUCAGGUGGCAAUGGUGUAGGAGAUCGUAAUGUGAGGCAAGUGCCUGUGAGGAAGACAUCUAGACAGGAAGAGUGGAUAACCACUGCAAUUGAAGAAGAAGCAAUAGAGGCAACACAGAGAGGUAGAAGCUCUGAUUACGUGGAGAUGGGUGGAAGUUCCUCAUAUGCAGACCAAAGCACCAGCCAUAAUCCGUAUGUCGAGAUGACUCCAAUUCAAAGACUGUCACAGCAAGAACCAAAAGAUUAUGUGGAGAUGGGUCCACCACCAGCUGCACUACGAUCCAGCCUUGCUGCUCGCCCUCCAGAUUACAUCAGAAUGCAACCUGGGCAAAGAGUUUCUAACCACAAUCAGGAUUUUGCUGAACAGCCAGCUGUUGAUAUCUCAGUGAAGCAAACUACACAAGUUACAACCAGUGCUGCUGAUGGUUACCUGCCAAUGCAACCAGGCUCUGGCACAUCUCGAAAACCAGAAGUUGUCACCCAGAGCACUGUAGCUCGAAGAUCUGCACCACUUGAUACACCUGCUGCCAGUACCAGGAGCCGUGAUGGUUAUGUUGAGAUGUCUUGGAAGCCACCAGCUACAAGGUCACUGUUAGAUGAUUACCGCCCCAGCCAAACACAGCAGCGAUCUGCACCAAUUGCCAUCACAAGGUGCACACCACCCAAAGCAUUGCAGCUAUCACCAUCACCUGGAUCGAGUCCAUUUUCAUCACUGCGCCGGCAGCGACGUGUACCUCAUGUAGUACCAGACGUGCCCACUCCCUCUGGCUCAGUGUUUCCAUUUAGUCCUGGAAGUCCUUCAAGUCGACCCUUUCCUGGAGAAGACGAUGCCGAGAAGGAGCCAGAUCGGAAGUGUGCUGUGGAUGCAACUGGUGGAUGUCUACGGCUAUCAGCUCAGUCGCCGCCUUCGGAUAGUUCGGCAUCUGGUUCUGGAUCAGGAUCCUCAGAGCAACCAACACCUGUAAAUGCUGAUUAUGCCAACUGCAGUCCACCACGUCGUCCUUUCUCAGAGCUUGUGGACCUUCCGCAGCCCAUGGAGAGUGGACCCAGUCUGGCUCCCCGUGUCAUCAGAGCUCGGGGCUCUUGGGGACCAGGAGAGAAUAUUCCAAAGUUCGAAACACGCAGUGAGAGAGCAAGUUCAUCUGAGCAGAUAUAUGACUGUAGGGACAAGCCUCCGGUUCCACCUGCAAAGCCUCAAGGCUCAACAGCGCCCACAGCAAGAAGUGUCAGACUGACCAAUUUCACAGAGAAGCAGUUAUCAGGUAUUGACCCAGGACAAAUGAAGUCGUGUGAACUUCAAGCAUGUGGCCGCCAGCAGGAAAGUGUUAACUACUCCACAAGGAGUGAACUACAAAACAUGGGUAGGACUGAAAGUGAUCAAAACAAUGCAUCAGGUAUGAGCACAACAGACGAUCAAAAACAACGUAAUAUGUUACGGAGCCAGCAAAGAGAAGAAAUAAAUUCUCGGCCUGCGAUGUCAUUUUCCAACGAAACUGCACCUUCGCUUCUAUGCGAGAAUCCUGAAGAGUUGAACUGUACAUCUUCAAGGUUUGCGCAAUCAUCCAAAUCUGAUAGCAGUUCAGAAAUCUUAAUGGAAUCUGUAGGAGAAGUUCGGGAAGAAGGGAGACCCAGCCAUGUAAGGGAACAUAAUGACUGCUUAACUUCUGACGAAAGGAAGGAAGUUGAUCAGUCAGAACAUAGUGCUGGAGAUAUAUCAGCCUGCAAUGAUGCAGGCUGUUUAGGAUCAGAGGAAAAUCCUAAUGUAAACUCCGUGACGACUGAACUGACAGAGAAUUUGAGUCUACCUUUGGAGGCCAUUGUUCCUGAACAUACAAAUAACAUAAAUAUAGUGGCCCUGGAAUGUACUGUAACAGAACAAACUCCAGAGAACUCAGUCAGUAUUCACCGUGAGUCUUCAAUUCAGCAAAAAGGUCCUGGAAGGCCAGUUGAUGUGGGGCAGCAUAAGUCACUGAAGAAUCAGACGGACGUAUUGAAUGGUCCUACUACCAGUGCACACCGACAAGCUAAUCCCUUAAUACGGUCAGGCUCUACUUCUAGUACAGCAUCAGCUGACCAGCAGCUACACUACGUAUCACUCGAUUUGGAGGACAGGCCCAGUGAGAGAUCACAGCGCACUCAGCUUCGAGGAGAACAGCUGUAUGAUGGCAGUUCUUAUGCUCAGAUUGACUUCUCUCACAGGACUGAGUGACUGUUGUCUUAUUGAUUUGCAAUUCGACUGUGAGACUGUUUACUAUACUUUUUUCACAUUGUAAUUGUAGCAAAAUGAAUAAGCAUUGCCAGUUAUUGGGGUGGUAAUGCAUCCUAGGUGAACUUUGAAUUGUGCAUCUUGCUAGCUCUGAGGCUGUCUAUUAAUUUUUUAUCUAGCUUUGGUACUGAAAGCAUGAAGACAAUUGCUGUUUGUAUGGCUUGCUGCUGAAAAUAAUGCUUUAGUAUUAAUUUGCUGCAGCAAUGCCUGAAAUGUAUACUAAGUAAGAACUACUCAAGUAUCAUUAGGAAAUGUGGCACACGCUACAGAGCUCCUCACCCACCACUCAGGAUCUUAUGCCCUUUAUGAAUUAAGGUAGGCCUAUCUUGUAUGCCCACUUCCGUAAAGUCCACCAGUGGGCAUUUGUCUGAGAAGUAUAAAUUUGGCAGCAACAUAUCUUUGUGGAUACAUAUACUUGUGUCAUUAUCUGAACCUGUAUUUGCUUUUAAGUUUAUUCCUAGAACAAGUGCAUACCUAAUUGGUACACACCAUAGAGACAUUCUAAUGGAAAGGCAGCUGGCUCAGAUUUAGCCUCCAAGUGUAUGAGGGAUUUUGUUUUAAAAAUUUCCACUGUACAUUUGAUAUUUAGGAACAAGUACUUAGUACAUUUUUAGCAUUUUAUUGGAAAUGGUUUACAUGUGCUAUGUAUGGAAAAAAUGUGUAUGAUCGUCAGUAUGUAACAUGUUAUCAGAAUAUCAAGUACCAUGAGUUGAACAUGUUUUCACAAAAAUUUAAAAAUUGUUUCUUUACAAUAUUUUUUUAUGUCUCAUUCCAAAGCUGUCCCAUAACAGUCUUUUGAGGUUACCUAUUUAGUGACCCAACUAUGAAGUGAGAAGCACUUGUAUUUCUUCUUCUCCCCCUUUUUUUAAGGAAAAAACGAGAGCAAGAAAGAAAUAUGUUCUGUGAAUUAUCACCAUAACAUAUUGCGCUUUUCACAUCCAUGGAGCAGCAUGAAAUGGGAGAUCUGUAGUAAAGACAUCUUAAAAUCCAAUGCUGAAGUUCAAAGCAUCAACUAAAGGGAUCCAAAAAAACUAGAUUAUUUGAUUUUGUACACAAAACUGUUUGAAGCAUAAGUGCAAAGCAAUGAUGUUGAGAAUAUGUGUGAUGUUUGUGAACCUCUUUCUUGUCUGUCACCUUUUUCAUUGCUGUUUCACAUAGCUAGUUACAUAAAUACGUAUUGCUAUGCUUCACUCGUAGGUGUGAAACAGCAGUAUUUUUCCCCCCCUCAUGGGAAAUUCAGAACUGACUGAUUACAAUUGCUUAUAAUUUAAAUAUGUCCUUUAUUCAUAACUAUUUAGUUGUCUGACUGAUGAGGUUUUUCAAUGGCAUGAAAAUGUCUUUGUGUAAGAAAACUGAUUUCCUUUGUGUUUACCAAAUAUUUAGCCUUAACAACUUUUUUUUUUUUUUACAUACACAUUGUUCACAAGCAGCACAUCAUUUCUGAAACUAACCUUUUAAUACCACGAGCACCUCUCUGGAUUUACAUUACCAAUUAACAAGUUGUAAUUUUUACUAUAUUUUCAAGAAUUUGUUUUGUUUAAAAUCUGUUGUCUCUAAACAUUGAACCUUGGGCCUCUCAAUCACAAAUCAGUUAACACUGUAAUAAUAUUUUUAUCAAAGGCCAGAGAAAUGAAAACAUGGAUUCAUGGACCAGGAUAGGUAAGAAUGUUAUAUCUCUGAAAUGUUGGACAUGGACAUACUGAUUGCUUUAACUGUCCACGUGCCAAUAUAAUUCAGCCUGGGUAGUGACGCCCAGCAUUUGCUACUGUGUGCUUUGGCUACAGCUGAUGGCCUGCCUCAGUUGGUUGGUUCAAUGAAUACCUUUUCAAGAAAAUUGUAUUUUCACAUAGUAGUAUAGAUAUUCAAAUCCUGAUACCUCCUUGUUUCCAUUAAGACCAUACUUGUUAGUACAGCACUGUUGCAAGUGCAGAAAUCACUGUUUCUAUGUGAUGUGUUUGACUAUCUGUAGUGUACAGAUAGUUGAAUGGCUUCAGUGCUCUCUGGAAAGUAGUUGGGAGUAAUAUCAGGUGCCAGGUGCACCAUGGUGCAGUAUAGCUUUCAUUUCUUGCUCAUGCAUAAGCUGACUCAGUUUCUAAAAUGUGCCUUCAGUUACUCCAUAGGCAUAGGCCUAAAAAUCAUAGUGAACAAGGGGCUGGUCCCUUUGUGAUUCCAGGACUUCCGUUUCCUGAUAGGAGUGUGUCAUUUUCCUCAAAGUUUAAUAUUCAAGAAGGAAUCAUUCCUUUCGCUGUGUAUGUAGUUGGUAGCCAGGGCACUAAAUUUAACACACCUUUUGUAACUUUUUGUUACACCCUUUACACUUGAUUUGUUGUAAAAUAACAAUAUAUUUUACUAUCAAGAAGCAGGUCUGCAGUGAGCAUCCAUUACUCGUAAGAGUGCAGCUGAUUUACUAAUCUAGACCAAGUGCAAGAAAAAUUUUUCCACAUAUAUAUAUAUAUACUUUCAGUUUUGGUGACUGGUGCUUUGUUUUGAAUUGUACCACAUUCAAAGACUUUGCUUCUACUGGACUAUUUAUAUACCUUGCAGGGUGUGCCUACCUGUAGUUGUAUGUUUACAGAGUAUGAAAUACUCUUCAAAUGGACAGUGGUGUGUUUCUUAGUGGCCCUACAGACUGCUGACAGAGAAUGACUGUAAUAAGUUGCCAUCAAAUGGCAACAUGUCAGAAGAACACAGUUCUCUUAUCAUUCUGCUGGGGAGAAGCCACGUCAGACGUGGCUGCGUGUGUCCCGUCAGUUUCCCAUGUUGCAUGGGGGCGUGCUGGCACGUCUCUGGGGGGGCGGGACCCCUCCUACACUGCCCCAUGUCUCCAGCCUUCUCUACUAUAUUUAUUGUUUGUUGAACAGAAAGGAGAUAGUUACGUGACAUUUUAUCCAUUUUUGUGAGAGUUUUGAUAACAUUUUAUGUUGUAUUUAUUAUUGUAUAGACCCAGCAUUUUUACGUAAUCAUUAUGGCAUCACCAUACUUACAUGCAAAAUACACGCAUACACUUGUGCUCAGAAAUAAAGACAGUUCCUAUAUGCCGACAAAUGUAAUUUGAAUAUAUGUAUAUGUGUGACAUGUUUUAUUACUGGAUAUUGGAUUAAUGUGUUUCCUUUGUCUCUGAGGUCAAACAUAUUGUUAUCAUUUUCAGAGUGAGGUAAUCAACCUACUUUUAAGUUCUUGCAUUUUUCAAAAUGAGUGGACUGCACAUUGUAACAAGAAUUUUCAUAUUGUCACUGUCACUCAGCAGAAAGGGGCACAGUUGUUUUAACAAACAGUUUAAGAAUAUGUUUGUGAUUAAUGUAAAUUUAUGACUUCUAUUAUUAACAUGAACAUCUUGAGGAAUGCUGUAAUUAUUGAUUAAUAAUGUUCACACUUCAGUGAGGGGAGAGCUUUGCCCCAUAUUUACAUGUAGCCAAAUGCAUAGUUUUUACAUCUUUCAAGAGUCAUCUCAUCACUGUUACUGGCAUAUGAUGUAAUCCUAUUAGAAGAUAUCUUAAGUUACAUUUAUUUUGCAUCAAUUGAUGAAUUUCAUCAGUUUUUGUAACUGCAAUACUUUAUAGCAGUUUCACUCUCUGAUUAAUCCAAAGGAACGGUGCUUAUGAUAGUAGAGAUUUUAGAAUAAAUAAUUACCUGGCUCUUGCUUGAAGUAAAAAUAGCUAGAAGAAGCUUCCCAGAUUAGUGAAUUGGAAGAAAUUUUCAAGUUCCUUGCUAGCUGCUUCCCUAGCUCUUAUCAAAGCAUAGUUUAUACUAGUGAUUGGAAGAUUGACAAAAUCUUUCAUGUUGGGUAGCUAUACUUUUUGCUACAUGCGUAAGAGGCUGUAGCUUGAACUCAGAGAGUCAUACUGCAAUAAAUAAAUAACUUUAUGAUUGUGUAAUGCAAUGUUGUUACACACUAAAGCUUGGUGUCUGCACACUCACUACAGAUGAUUCAGGGGUGAAAACAUUGGCUUCUCUCAUGACUGUGCUACAUAUAACUCUGUUGUGUGAAGUACUAUUACAGAAGUUUUAUUACUGAUUUAUACUAGUGUGAGUGCUGACACCAUAGUUAAUGUUAACACCAAAUUCUACCAUUUUAAAACUAUUGUGUCUUAUAUGACAUGCUGCUGCGUGGCAACACAAAAUCGAAAAUCUUAUAAUUACAUGUGCAGCCCACACUGUUACCACUGCCAGUUGCCCAGAGGCACUAAACUACCAUGUCUUACAUUGUAGGAUUCUGUGAGUAACAGAUGUUUUAUUGUAUACAGUUUGUUGAUUUUACCUUUAUUUCAUUAUAUGAAAUAGAACUGUUCAUGUUAUUCCUAUUUUUAUGUAUAUUUUUUGAGUUGUACAGAUCCGUACCACUACUUGAAUAAAAGUAUGAGACACA